Molecule: messenger RNA, 207 nt
Organism: Entrophospora candida
Lineage: Eukaryota; Fungi; Glomeromycota; Glomeromycetes; Entrophosporales; Entrophosporaceae
Source: the annotation of a GenBank genome assembly
AUGUCUCAUCGUCUUAAUAAAAAAAUAAAAGGAAAACAACAAAACGAAGCUGUUCAUGAGAUUAAAUGUAAUGAUGACAACUUACUUAGAGACUUUAAGGCAUUAACAUCAACUGAUAAAACACACAAAAUUUUUCAAUUUUUAAAGUGCUGUCCUCAAAGCACCUUAAAUUACAUAAAAGAGUUUGGAGGUUCACAAACAAAGUGA